Messenger RNA from Corylus avellana, 1534 nucleotides. RefSeq names its product PGR5-LIKE A. Gene Ontology annotation, cellular component: chloroplast thylakoid membrane. Lineage: Eukaryota; Viridiplantae; Streptophyta; Magnoliopsida; Fagales; Betulaceae. Gene Ontology annotation, biological process: photosynthetic electron transport in photosystem I. The record is from RefSeq and is a predicted model, not a curated record. Gene Ontology annotation, molecular function: oxidoreductase activity, acting on iron-sulfur proteins as donors.
UUUCCCUCCACACAUUCACCCGUUGCCUUAUCUUUUGGGCUGUCUUUCUUUCCCUCCAAACACAGCCCCACGAAAACUCCCAAUGCAUCAGCAUCAUCAUCAUCAAAAAUCACCCCCCCACCUGAAGACCAUCAAACCCCUCGAUCAGCAGCUCCACACCCACCAUUGUAAUACCUCUUCUUCUUCUUCUUCUUCUUCUUCUUCUUCAGCUCCACCCUUGCUCUCAUAAUGGCUAGCAAGUUAUCCUUCACUUCAGCAUCCCCUCGUUUACACACAACCCCCAUUAAAAGACCCUUGGUUCCUAUUUCUUCUGUUGUGUCUUCUUUAUCUUCUUCUGCAAGGGUUCAGUCGGUUCAGUUCAAUGGAAGGCAUGUGUGCCUUCGACGCCGAGUUUUGCUGCUUUCCACCAAGGCCACUGCUGACCAACAAGACCAGGCUGAAGGAGCUGAUAUCGUCGACAGUAAAAUCCUGCCAUAUUGUAGCAUAGACCAAAAAGGGAAAAAGUCAAUUGGUGAACUUGAACAAGAGUUUCUUCAAGCCCUACAAUCAUUCUAUUAUGAGGGAAAAGCUAUAAUGUCGAAUGAGGAAUUUGAUAAUCUCAAGGAAGAAUUAAUGUGGGAAGGAAGCAGCGUUGUCAUGCUAAGUUCCGAUGAACAGAAGUUUCUUGAAGCUUCAAUGGCUUAUGUGGCUGGGAAACCAAUUCUGACCAAUGAAGAGUAUGAUAAUUUGAAGUUGAGGCUAAAGAUUGAAGGGAGUGACAUUGUAGUUGAGGGUCCACGAUGCAGUCUCCGAAGUAGAAAGGUUUACAGUGACUUGACAGUUGACUAUUUGAAGAUGCUUCUGUUGAACGUCCCAGCGACGGUUGUUGCGUUAGGAUUGUUUUUCUUCCUUGAUGAUCUGACUGGAUUUGAAAUUACAUAUCUGCUUGAGCUCCCCGAGCCAUUCAGCUUCAUUUUCACAUGGUUUGCUGCUGUGCCCCUCAUAGUUUGGCUAGCUCUAUCACUUACAAAUGUGAUUGUGAAGGAUUUUUUGAUCUUAAAGGGCCCAUGUCCCAAUUGUGGUACUGAGAAUCUCUCCUUCUUUGGCACCAUAUUGUCAAUUUCUAGUGGUGGCACCAGCAACAGUGUCAAAUGUUCCAAUUGUGGAACUGAACUGGUGUAUGACUCAAAAACACGCUUGAUUACAUUGCCAGAAGGAAGCCAAGCUUGAUUGGAGAAUAUAUAAUCCUCAAACUUGUGCAGGAUCAAUCCAGUUUUAAGGCAAUACAACAGUUACUAACCUAUGAAGUUGGAGAUGAAGGGCUUCACGUAUUGUAUAUACUCAAGAGUCAUCGUUUGUUAAGGGGAAAAAAAUUGCAGGUGUUUUACUCAACUGUUAGUUGCGUGUCAAUGUGUAUUUGUAAUUAUCCAUAUGCUCGUAAUGUACACAAAAUACAGGUUUAUUCGGUGGAAGUGGAAGAGCGAACUGCAUAACUUUGAUGAAAAUCCUAAUUAUAAAAAGCCUUGCAUGCAAAAAUUUUUAGCGACUUUUUUUA